Molecule: messenger RNA, 2705 nt
Organism: Heterotrigona itama
Lineage: Eukaryota; Metazoa; Arthropoda; Insecta; Hymenoptera; Apidae
Source: the annotation of a GenBank genome assembly
AUGAUAAAGUCGCAAAAAUCUCGUGAUCGAGAAUUAUCAUACAAAUUACAUCAACAAGAUAAUUGUUUUGGAUUAACAGAAAAUGCAGUUUUACCAAAAGAUAAAAAUAAGGAAAAUUAUAAACCAAGGACAUUGAUCGAUCAAACUUUGGAAUUAAUAGAUCCAACACCUAAUAUUUACACAUUGUUUGUACAAUUUAACGAACGUUUUUUCUGGAAUGUUUUACUUCCCGUGGAAGUUAAGUGGAGCCCUAGAAUGACAAGUUGUGCUGGUAUAUGUACUUUUCAUCCCAGAAACCGACAAUGUGUAAUAUCACUUAGUCUACCAUUAUUAAAACUUAGACCGAGAAAAGAUCUAGUUGAAACUUUACUGCAUGAAAUGAUUCAUGGGUAUUUGUUCCUUACAAAUAAUAAUCGUGAUAGGGAUGGACAUGGUCCAGAGUUUUGUAAACAUAUGGAUAGAAUAAAUAAAACAGCUGGCACAAAAAUAACUAUAUAUCACAGUUUUCACGAUGAAGUUAGAUUAUAUCAACAGCAUUGGUGGAGAUGUAAUGGUCCUUGUCAAAAAAGAGCACCAUAUUUUGGGACAGUACGCAGAGCCAUGAAUCGUGCACCAGGCCCAAGUGAUUUUUGGUGGAAGGAACAUCAACAAACUUGCGGUGGACAAUUCAUUAAAAUCAAAGAACCAGAGAACUUUAAAGCAAAAUCAAAGAUCAAAGAGAAGGUAAAACCUUCUUUUAAAAAUGAUAAUCAACCAAAUAGUAUGAUGAAUUGGCUUACAAAAAUUAGUCCAUCUAUCACAGAAUCAAAGAUUACAUCUACUCCUAAAAGUAUUAAAUCAAUUGUAAAUAAUCAGAAUUCUUUAAAUGGACUUAAAAAGCUUGGGAAUAACAAUAACAAUGUUUAUGGUUGGGGUACAGGAAAAGCAAACAAUUCAAUUAAUUUACAAAAAUAUGGUAGUCCUAGUAGUACUACUAAAAUUUCUACUACACCUAAAUUUUCAUCUUCUGGAAUUGUUGGUGGUUCUAAUAUAGGUCGUAGUAAUUUAUUGGACAAAUUAUAUAACGGUAAUCAUAGCCAGGCUUUAAACAAAAAUACUAUAUCAUCAAGAAAAAGAAAUUCAUUAACUAAUGCUACAGAAACGAGGGAACCGAUUGCUAAAGAUAGUAAAUCAUUAAACGAAGUACAAAUAAAACUUGUAGAAUGUCCAAUAUGCAGUAAUUUUGUGCCAAAUAAUGAGAUAAAUAAACAUGUAGAUUUUUGUUUAAGACCAAAUAGCGAUCAAAUAGACAAAAGUAAAGGACAAAUUAGCAUAAAAAAUUCUAAUAAUAAUAAUGUUGCAAAAUCAGAAACAAAACGGAAUUAUCCUUUAUUUGCUCAAAAAAGAAAAAGCGAAUCAAAUACAAUUUCGAUUAAACAGCCAAAAAUAGAUCAAAUGGAAAAUUAUGAAAAAGCAAAUUGUCCUAUCUGUAACAAAAGUAUUGAUCUUACAGAUAUGAAUGAGCAUAUCGAUACAUGCCUUCUAGAAACAGACGAUAAUUCUAUUAUUAAAUUGGACAAUGCAAAUGAUAAUAACAUAAAUGUAAACGGAAGUACAAUUAUUAUUGACAGCUCUUCUAGCGAUGAUUCGUUUAAUCUUUCAGUCACUGAAAAUUCGAAAAAUGUUAAUCAAAAUACCGAAGUUAAAAAAAAUAAUGUAUUGAAUACUGUUUCACAUAAUUGUUUAGUUUGUAACGAAUUUAUUCCUUCUGGAGUGUCAUUAAAUGAUCAUUUGGAAGAUUGUAUUGGGAAUGUUUUUAACGACGAUUUAUCUUUGUUGACUCAUUGCGAUAGUAAUGAAAUAUCAAAUACACAAGUUUCUGAGGUAUCAAUUAAAGAGAAUAAUAAAUAUCCUUGUCCUGUUUGCAUGCAACUAGUAACAGAAUUUCAAAUGAAUCAACAUUUAGAUGUAUGUCUCACAAAUACUCGAACAUCCAACUGGUAAUCUCGUACAAUGCAGCUACAUUCCACUGCUGAAGAAUUUGCGACGAUUCUGUAUCGAGAUGCGUCAAAGACAGCACGUGAUGACUUGGAGUUUUAAUAUAUUCAAAUUUUACCUAACGAAACAUAUUUGAAAUUUAUUAUUUUAUUCACUAUUAAAAUAUAAAAAAUCUCAACAUACUAACUUGAGUACGUUGGGCAUCAAUCGUACUGAUAUAUGCAGCUAAACCACAGCUACCUUUUGGUGGCACAUACGUGCAGUAAUCUAGGAAAUGAAGAGCUGUUAAAGCAAACUCCAGAAAUGGCCAGAUACUAAAACAACCCAGAAUAAAAAUAUAACAAGCGAUAGCUAUCAUUUAAUAAUUUUUAUAACAAAAAAUAUGUAUAUUGACAUUUAACUCACGGAUAGUUAGCUCGAUGCGAAGAAAACACAUCUCGAAUUAAUUUUUCUCGCGAUAUUACAUUUUCACAGUCAAAAAGUUUUACGUAUAUUUGACCACCCAAUUCCGAUAAUUCAAUUUGAAAUAGAUCUACAGUCUAUAAGAAAAAAACGAUUAAUAUUUCAACAAAUAUUUAAAUAGAAAAUAAAAUUUUUAAUUAUCACCUACUUUUGGUUUAUACGUUGGUGAUUUUGUAACUAAAUAUAAUCGAGAACAAGUAGGACAAAUUUGAUGUAAUUUUGUUUUAAUAUUUAAUCCUUUUAUAUUAGUGGAUGUUCUAGCAUGA